UAUGUUCGACCCUAAGACGUUCGACCGUCCCACGACAAAAGGGCCUAACUGCAAAUGACAGUUUCUCUUUGUUUACUUUUUCUUUCACGAUUUACCGGACUGAUUUUAUAUUUGACGCUUUACUCUUCGCAAAACUUUCAAGUUAGGCCCUUUUGUCGUGGGACUAUCGACUUGUUUAUACCUAUUUCAACCAAUCACAAUCUGAUCCAAAACUGGCUUUAAAAGUGGAUGCAUAGCUAUCUGAUCCGUUUCUAGAGUUUAUCCAUCUCGCCACCAUGUCCAAUAUUCCACGAUCUGUUCUUCUUUGCUCCGGUAAACGAAAAACCGGUAAAGAUUUUUUAACGGAACGGUUACUUCAAAGGUUGUCUGCAGAUCGCGCUCAAAUUAUUCGUAUAUCUGAACCUAUAAAACGAAGCUGGGCAGAAAAACUAGGUUUAAAUUUGAAUGAACUGCUUAGUGAUGGUCCAUACAAGGAGAAAUAUCGUAAGGAGAUGAUCGAGUGGAGCGAUCAGCAACGAGCUGAAGAUUAUGGAUUUUUUUGUCGGCAGGCAUGCAUGGAGGUGAACAAGGAAAUUUGUAUCGUUAGUGAUGUUCGGAGAAAAAGUGAUAUUAGGUACUUUAAGGAAUUAUUUGGAAGUAAGGUAAAAACUGUUAGAAUUGAGGCCACAGAAGAAACGCGAAAGAAGCGAGGGUGGCAUUUUCAAGAAGGAGUGGACAAUGUCCAGUCAGAGUGCGAUCUGGAUAAUAUGACCGAUUGGGAUCUUUUAAUAACCAACGACUGUGGAACCGAUGUUGAAGAGGCUUUGAACAAAAUCAUAACCAUUCUCUGAUGGAGUAUAUUUCUUAAAUCUGGACAAGUUUUUCACCAUUAAAAAUUUUUCAAGGUUCAACCAAAAUAUUACCGCUUUAAUAUACAUCAAUCCGGCUUAGUAAUAUUUUUUCCGCUGACAAUCAAAAGGUGCUAUUCUUGCUCGUAUAUAUAACAUGAUCUAGAUUUUCAAUAAAAGUUUUCGCUGUAGAAUUUAUUUUGUCAUUGAGUAUGUUAUAUUAUUUUAUGGAUCCGUAUGUAUGAUUCAUAACGUCAGCUAC
Malaya genurostris is the source of this 1089-nucleotide messenger RNA. RefSeq names its product phosphomevalonate kinase. The record is from RefSeq and is a predicted model, not a curated record. The transcript has 4 exons. Bases 276 to 830 code for a protein of 184 amino acids. Gene Ontology annotation, biological process: isopentenyl diphosphate biosynthetic process, mevalonate pathway; cholesterol biosynthetic process. Gene Ontology annotation, molecular function: phosphomevalonate kinase activity. Lineage: Eukaryota; Metazoa; Arthropoda; Insecta; Diptera; Culicidae. Gene Ontology annotation, cellular component: cytoplasm.